Molecule: messenger RNA, 792 nt
Organism: Stylophora pistillata
Lineage: Eukaryota; Metazoa; Cnidaria; Anthozoa; Scleractinia; Pocilloporidae
Source: RefSeq, a predicted model, not a curated record
AGAGAUAACUUAUUGUACCAAUUGGACAUUACCCUGUCUUAUGUCUAACACGCACUUAAUGUGGAUAAAGACGCGUUGCAACAGCGCGGCGACAUGCCGCCAAGGAAAGGACAGAAAAAUCGCUUUCCUUUGAAUGAAUAUUUGGAGGUUAAACGGAACCAAGAUGCCCUUCUUGUGUCUGCCCUUGCCCGUGAUAAAGAGUUUACGAAAAAGGCAAGGAAAUUAAAGCGACUCGAGCUUAAGGCAAAAUUGGUGAAUGAGGAUAACAAAAAUGUGAAAGAAAAGAUCUCUGUUACAGACAACCUUUUAGACAGGAGGACCCGCUCUCCAACAAUUUUGGGAGAUGAUGGGAAGAUCUCUGGCCCUGGCCGUAGUGCAAGACUAAGGAGGCUGCAGACAUUAAAUGCUGCAAAAAUGUUGCAUGGAGCCACUGCUGAGAAUAUGACACCAGCAUAUGCAGGUCUGAUGGCAGUUUUGAAUGAAAGUGCUCCAUUGUCAGUAUUGAGUGAUGUAAUGAUAAAAUGUGCUAAGUUCACAAAGAAAGUUAUUCCUAAAAUUGUAAAACAGAAGAUUAAUAUUUUUGAGAAAAGUCAAACAAAUUUUAUUAGAAGUGUAAAUAUUUUGUACAGGUGUGGCAUUGCAAACAAGCAGAAGUAUAAUUCAAUAAGGACAUCAUUAACAAUGUGCUUAGAUGAUGCUGGGGUUAAAAGAAAGCAUAUUGAAUUCAUGAGCAACUUUCCAGUACCAAGACUUCUUUCUAUAAAGAGGCACUUAAAAAAAUUAAUCAAAUAG